This is a messenger RNA of Zingiber officinale, 718 nucleotides long. RefSeq names its product ras-related protein Rab5A-like. The record is from RefSeq and is a predicted model, not a curated record. The transcript has a single exon. Gene Ontology annotation, molecular function: GTP binding; GTPase activity. NCBI's taxonomy places the organism in Eukaryota, Viridiplantae, Streptophyta, Magnoliopsida, Zingiberales, Zingiberaceae. Bases 86 to 697 code for a protein of 203 amino acids.
CGUCGUCCGCGAUAGACCCACCGCGGAGAGGAAUUCGCGCAAUCUCGGUGCGGGAUUGCGUGUGACGGAUUCCGAUAUUUGUAUUAUGGCGACUGCCGGAAGCAACCAGAUCAAGAACGCGAAAUUGGUUCUUCUUGGGGAUGUUGGUACCGGAAAAUCAAGUCUGGUGUUGCGAUUUGUGAUAGGCCAGUUUGUUGAAUUCCAGCAAUCGACCAUAGGUGCUGCAUUCUUCUCGCAAGUAGUUUCUGUCAAUGGUGAAUCAGUGAAAUUUGAGAUUUGGGAUACUGCUGGGCAGGAGAGGUAUCAUAGCUUGGCCCCUAUGUAUUACAGAGGAGCUGCAGCUGCUGUGGUUGUCUACGAUAUAACAAAUUCGGCUACAUUUACUCGAGCAAAGAAGUGGGUUCAAGAACUUCAAGCCCAAGGUAGCUCAAAUACUAUCAUUGCUCUUGCUGGUAAUAAAGCUGAUCUUUUAGAAGCUAGACAGGUCACAACCGAGGAAGCCCAGACAUACGCACAGGAUAAUGGCCUUUACCUCAUGGAAACUUCGGCCAAAACAGCAAUUAAUGUUAACGACAUAUUCUAUGAAAUCGCAAAGAGACUAACACAAGUGAAGCCAGUACAGAACCCUCAAGGAAUGACUCUAACAGGCAGACCUGAUGACAAACCAGUGGCUGCUGCUUCUUGCUGCUCUUCUUAGUCAAUAUUAUUACAUGUUUUU